AGGGGAUCACGGAGGCUUAAGCUAUGGAGGAGGACAUCCAUCACAUUCAGAAACAGAACUUCUUCACAGACAGACAUACACAGCUUCUCAUCAGCUUCCUGGAUACUCUACUGCACACCAUCCUACUGGUCUUUCGGGAAUAUUUGAUAGCAGUAUGCACAGUGCUGGAAGUAACACUAAGGAAACUUCAGUUAUGAAUUUUCUUUCUGCAAUCGAGUCUCGAACUGCUCAGGCAGCCUCUACAGGAUCUACCCUUUUACCACAAUUCAGGGCUCCUUCCUGGCAGACAGGUAUGCAUUCCUCAACAGCCACAGAGCUAUUUGUUACUGGAGCGUUGCCAACCUCUGGAACAUUUCCACCAACAUCUGCUUUAUCAGCUUAUCAACAUCCCAACACUUUCAGCAGUAGAAACUUUGCUACUAGUCCAUCUUUUACUCUUCAAGAUACUACUUUCAGUGCUACAUCGAAUGGUAUCUUAACUACCCAUGAUCCCUUAUUACAAAUUAAAACAUCACAAGGUACUGUUCCAACUGCAUUGACAUUUGAGCGCCUGGGCAGUUCUGUUUUAAGUACCAGUGUACCCCCUCAGUCAUCCACAUACCGUUCUGCUCAAGAAUCUGCACCUCACCUUUUGCAACCUCAGUUUAGUUUGUUACCUUCAACCCUCGGAGGAGCUCAGCAGGUUUCUCAGGCUUACAGCACGUCUGUCUUCACUGGUUCCACUGCUUCUAUUGACAGAGCACUUCAGAGAGAAUGUAGUGUUAUUAAACACCAUCAGCGGCCUUCAAGUACUCAGUCUGUUCAGGCUCAACUGACUGUUUCACAGCAUUCCUUACACAGCUAUUUAACGAGUACGAGCGGAGUUAAUUUUCAGGAUACGUCUAGGCACUCGGCGUUACCCUGUAGUCCAGUUGGAGAUGUUACUCAGGUGAGCAAUGGAGGACCACAGCAGAAGACUUCUCAAGUCACAGUGGAACUUGCUCAGUCCUACACGUCUGCAAUUCCAUCACCCGGUUUUCCAUCUGCUUCCACAGCAAAAGUGAAAAACUGUUCCACAAAGCAGCCUCCAAGGUCAACAAAGACCCCCAAACCUCAAAGUGUAGCUCUCACUGUGCAGACGCAAAGCUAUCCCAAAACUGCACAAAACCAGAGCUCUGUAAUUACAGGCCAAGCACAGAUCUAUUCUACAGCACAGCUCCCCAGCCUCUUGUCUGUCAGCCAAUCCCAAAACUAUGUUUCAUCCCAGAACAUGCCACCUGUCAGUCCCUCGCAGGAUUUCUCAUCUAGCAAGGUUGAGAAGCUGCCCUCGUUGUAUAAAACAUUGACUUUUUCUGGGCAAUCACAAACUAUUACUUCUGACAGUCAAACGCUAAGUUAUUCCUCAGAUCAACAGGUACUGACUUCGGUUCCAAAUGAGAACUAUUCUGGGCAAACAAGGGAACUUUCUUCAGUCAGCCAAUCUCAGAGCUAUUCUUCUAAUCACUCUCAGGGUUUAUCUCCAGUUAGCCAAUCCCAAGUUAGUUUUUCAUCUCAGUCACAAGUUUUAUCAGCUGUUAGUCCUUCAGAAAGCUAUUCUUCAGGGCAGUCUUUAACACUAACAUCACCUUCUCUCCCCUUUUCUGCCUCUCCUCGGAUACAAACUCUUCCGGUCUCAAGUCCUAAUCAGAACUUUAUUUCUUUGCAUUCUUCUCAGAACUCUCAGACACAAGAAUCUUCCUCUCCACAGUCUCAAAAAUAUCUGCCAUCUCCUUUUGCAUCCCCAGCUCAUUCACAGACACUGCAGAACAAUAGGCCUUCCUCAGAAAUAAAAUCCUAUGUUAAAAGGAAGUCUGACUCUAAUUUGUAUGCUUCAUCAAAGCAAGAAGAAGAUUUAUCAAUGCAGGAUAUGCAGGCGUUACAGCAGCAAGCUGCUCUUGAAUCUUCCACCCAAAGGCUAACGGAUGAUGAAAUCAGUGCUCAGGAUGCAUCCUACAGAGUCUCAAAAGCAGAUGACAGAUACGCUCAAAGYGUAAUCAGAAGUAACUCUCGCCUUGAAGAUCAAGUUGUUGGACUUGGUCUUCAAGGAGCAAAAAAAGAUGAAAGAAUGGUUAAUUCUGUGGAACAGCUUUCCCAACAUAUUGGCCAUAUCAGUAGUAUAAGCCAUGAUAUAAAAAAGACAACUAAUCUGAUGCAAACGGCUCAAGUCAGUGUGGGUGCCAAAGAACUAAACCAGCAACACUCGCUCCUGCUUAAGGUACAUGAAAGUAAAGCUCAAGAGCAGCAAGGCCAAGUCAUUAGCACAUCACCACAGGUUCAGCCCCAUGCAUUAAGACAUCAGCAGUGUUUGCCUAGUGCGCAGGUGCUUCUGGAGUCUGCUUGUGACUUACAGAUUCUUCAUCAGUCAAUUCUGCAGUCAGGUUUAGGACAAGCAAAGGUAUUACCACAAGUGCAAAGAAUACAGAGUCCUCAGCAGGUCACACAUCCAUUCCUUCAAAUGGAUGGGCAUAUUAUUCAAAGUAACGGGGGCCUUCCUCAGCAACAACUUCUCACUCCGAAUUCGGAAGUAAUGAAAAUGGACAUUGCUGAGUCUUCAAAACAACUACAGCAACAUUUGACAACAAAAGAUCAUUUUACUCAAACAAAUCAACAUGAUUCGAAAAAUCAAUUUGUUUCUCUUAGCUCAAUAUGUUUCCCAGAAACUAUGCUUCUCAGUGAUGAGAGGAAUAUAUUGUCAAAUGUAGAUGAYAUUUUAGCAGCAACAGCAGCAGCCUGUGGAGUGACUCCAUCUGACUUUGCCAAAUCGGCAUCUAACGAAGGAGAAAUCCAGUCUGUUGAAAAUAGCGAGGAUUCUAAAACACAGUUUCGAUCAAUGGAUGUAAGACACGUGUCUUCUGGUUUCAGUGCCUCACCUACUGUAGUUGGAAAGCCACCAAGCAUAAACAAUAUUUCGCUGAAUGGAGGCCAAAUUACUAUAAACCUUACCCCUGUGUCAGCAAUACAGACAAAAACUGUGAACCUUGAUCAACACCAUAUUGAGGCUGAUCAAAACGUGCUAUCUAGAAUGACCUCUCCCACCCUUGGCCAUGGUCAAGAGGAACAAGAACCAGGGAUUGCUUCAGUUAAGAAACAAUCUGGCAUCAGCCAUGAAUCUGAAGAAGACACCGAUGUUCCUGUUGAUGGUACACUGCAUGCAAGAGAGACAGAAUUUGUUUCAAGUGGUAAAAGUCUAAGUGAAGAAAGUGCUACAUCUGAGAAUGAUUUCAGUAUGGGUUGUGAUGAUGGAACAGUAGCAGCUAACCAGUCAAAAGGUCCAUUGCAGCAAACAGCUGUGCCCCAGGGUGGAGAGGGAACCGUUAGCCGCCCUGAAGAAGAAUGCCAAGAUUUAACUUCAGGGAACCUUCAGAAGAAAAAGAGCAAAGGGAAAAGCCAAAGCAAAAAUGGUGCAGAGGAUGACAGUGCAGCUCAGAAACAGAUUAAAAGAAGUGGGCAAUGUAAACGUCAAAAUUCAAGAGGAAAUGAUUCCUGUUUGACAUACUCUUCUCCUGUUUCUGAAAGUUAUGAUUCUUACCAGCAUCAAGAAAGAAUGCGGCAGAAAAUCAAAGAAGUUGAAGAAAAGCAACCUGAAGUCAAAACAGGGUUUAUUGCUUCUUUUUUAGACUUUCUAAAGUCRGGGCCUAGGCAACAGUUUUCAGCUCCAACUGUGCGAAUGCCAAACCGGACUAGGCGGCCAGUUACCCAGAUGGUUCGUGCCCCUUGCCUGCAAUCGCCUGCAAAGCCUCCGCCACCAGCAGCCCCUGCAGCUGCAGAGGUUAGUGGAGAAAGUCCAACCAAAAAAGCUGAUGAAGAACUUAAGAAAAAUUUAGAAGCGUUGCCUUCAUUUUCUUCUGAUGAGGAUGAUUCUGUGGGAGGCAACCAUGAUCUUCAGAAGAGCAUCUCCACUGCAUUGUCAGCUCUGGAUGACACUUCUGACAGAAAGAAUAAAUCAGAAGCUGAAAAAGUGGCARUUACUGCCACUGCUGCUGCCACUACUGCUGUAAUAAAGCAGGAACCUCCACAGACAACUGCUCCUGUAGUCAAUGUGCAGGAGAAAAUGAGUUCAGCUGAUCCCCUAAAAGUAGCUCCACAGGAUGCUGUGUCUUCAGACCAGUUAGCAAAAAUGCAGGCAACUGUUGCAAUAGAAGGAUGUACUGAUGAGGAGAAUACGGACAGUGGAGGAGAGGGCAUGUACAGAGAACGUGAUGAAUUUGUAGUGAAGAUUGAAGAUAUAGAUACACUAAAGAUUGCAUUACAAACAGGAAAAGAGCCUCCAGCUAUUUGGAAAGUGCAGAAGGCUUUGUUGCAAAAGUUUGUUCCUGAAGUGCGAGACGGACAGAGGGAAUUUGCUGCUACUAACAGUUAUCUUGGGUAUUUUGGUGAUGCAAAAACAAAAUACAAACGGGUGUAUGUGAAGUUCAUUGAAAAUGCAAAUAAAAAGGAAUAUGUCAGAGUAUGUUCAAAGAAACCACGAAGCAAGCCUGUACAGUCAGCAAGGACUAUUCAUUGCAAACCUAGCAGUAGUAACAACAAAACCCCUGAUCCUCCAGCACCAAAACCAACAGCAACAAAAGUCUCUUCUGUGAAACCCAAAGCUAAACAGCCAAAGGUAAAGGCUGAACCACCACCAAAGAAAAGGAAAAAAUGGAAAGAAGAAUUUUCAUCUUCCCAGUCUGAUUCUUCUCCUGAGGCACAGAGUGAUGAGGAUGAGCUUGUGCCUCCAGCUCCCUUUGUUACUCGCUUUUUGAAUACAAGAGCUAUGAAAGAGACUUUUAAGAGUUAUAUGGAGUUGCUUGUUAGCAUUGCCUUGGAUCCAGACACGAUGCAAGCCUUGGAAAAGAGCAAUGAUGAGCUACUUUUGCCUCACAUGAGAAAAAUUGAUGGCAUGCUGAAUGACAAUAGGAAACGACUGCUUUCCAAAUUGCGCUUGGAUCAGACUUUCAAGAACGCUUUGGAAAACUUUCCAGAACUGACAGUAAUCACUCGGGAUGCUAAGGCAAAAACAGGGGGAAUGUCUGUGUCUAAGAUCAAGAUGAAUGGUAAAGCUUAUAACAAGAAAACACUGAGGGCUUCUAAAUCAACCACUAAGUUAGCACAGGAAUUUACUGUAGAUCCAGAAAAAAUACAGUUAUAUUCUUUGUAUCACUCACUCCAUCAUUACAAAUAUCACAUAUACCUGACAUGUAAAGAGGAGAUUUCUUCUGUUCAGAAAAAGAGUGCAGAUCUAGGACAAGAAGAGAUUGUGCAGCUGUGCAUGAAAAAUAUAAAAUGGGUGGAGGAUCUUUUUGAAAAGUUUGGUGAACUUUUGAAUCAUGUCCAGCAGAAAUGUUCAUAACAAAAUCGUAUCCCAAAUCUCACAUUUUUCUACGGCACUAACCUGAGGGAACAGAAAGCUCAGAGAAAGGCUCUGAUUUCUUUUACAAUGCCAGACUGCAUUCUUGUUCAUAGGCAUUUUUAUUUCUCUUUCUGGAACUUUGUGCCUUGGCUCUUGCUAAGGAAAAGUGAUGCUGCCAAGGAAAUCAGUCCUUUGAAGAUGGAACUAAAUGUAAACCUAACCACAUUUUUAACCAGAAGAAUUAUUUUCUAUUUUGUAAACUAUUGGAUAACUUAGUUUUAUUUUCAGAAAUGUUUUUGACAAAUGAUAAAGCAUGCACUACGUAUAYGUUUUUCUUUAUUGCUAAAAAGAUAACACUUAAAACACUACAGAUUUUUUCCAUCUUUGACUAAGCAACAGGAAAAAGUCAGCGUUGGGGUGAACUAAUUUUCAUGUAUGUCUGGCCACCAAAUUUAGAAUAUUGUACAUUUCUUGAACAGAGUCGGAGUGACCAGUUCCUGCAUACAUACAAUGCCAUGAUUAAAACAAAACAAAAAACCAGUAAUGUCAUGAUGCUUUAUGGACUCCUUUUACUAUUGUCAUGUUCAGGAGACUGAACAUGGAGUUGGUGCAAUCCUAUGACUGCU
Molecule: messenger RNA, 5973 nt
Organism: Nothoprocta perdicaria
Lineage: Eukaryota; Metazoa; Chordata; Aves; Tinamiformes; Tinamidae
Gene: QSER1
Product: glutamine and serine rich 1
Exons: 13
Coding region: 155-5347 (1730 amino acids)
Source: RefSeq, a predicted model, not a curated record